This is a messenger RNA of Parastagonospora nodorum SN15, 450 nucleotides long. RefSeq lists its product as hypothetical. The transcript has a single exon. The coding region runs from base 1 to 450 and encodes 149 amino acids. NCBI's taxonomy places the organism in Eukaryota, Fungi, Ascomycota, Dothideomycetes, Pleosporales, Phaeosphaeriaceae. The record is from RefSeq and is a predicted model, not a curated record.
AUGGACGGGGCUGCCAGCAUCAUCGCCGUCGUCUCGCUCACCCUGCAACUCGUGCAAACCGUCAACACCGUCAAGACCUUCGUUCGCGACGUUAAAGGCGCUUCAAAGGAGCUAGAACGACUCAUUACACUGCUAGAACUUCUCGGCGCGCUUCUGCAGGAUGUUCGCGAUGUCAUGGAGCGACAGACUUCGUUACGAGACUUUCCACUGCCGUCGAAUACUAUUUUCGUUUGCUUGAAGAGCUGCGAGAAGAGCCUGGGCUUGCUUGAAGAUGAGGUUACGAAACAUAGAAAGGUGCAAGGCAGUAAUCCGUCAGCAAUGAAGAGAUGGAAAGAUGAUGUGAAGCUCGCGUUCAGGGCGAAAGACAUUGUGGCUUUUGAGGCACGCAUUCAACGCGAUAUUAAUGAUCUACAUACAUCUCUCGGAACGAACACGACGAAAAUACUGUAA